Stegastes partitus (bicolor damselfish) is the source of this 3460-nucleotide messenger RNA. It is a transcript of the gene ankk1, whose product is annotated as ankyrin repeat and kinase domain containing 1. Gene Ontology annotation, molecular function: protein kinase activity; ATP binding; protein binding. The transcript has 9 exons. Gene Ontology annotation, biological process: protein phosphorylation. The coding region runs from base 47 to 2269 and encodes 740 amino acids. NCBI's taxonomy places the organism in Eukaryota, Metazoa, Chordata, Actinopteri, Pomacentridae. The record is from RefSeq and is a predicted model, not a curated record.
AGCGAGGGUGUCGUGGGGAACUGUGUGACAGAGGAUCGUUGUACUCAUGGAUUGCCCUGACGGAUCUCCCGGGCACUUCAGGAACUUCAAGAAGGACGACUUCGAGGCUGACUGGAUAAAGGUGGCAGAAUGCAGAUUUAGUCAAGUGUACCAGGUCAAGCUCAAGCUCUGGCGGGAAAAAUGUGCCUUGAAAAGCUUUGAUGGAGCUUUGUGUGCCAACAACUUUUACAGGAGAAUUAUAGAUGAGGCGCACAAGAUUGCCAAACUGAAAUUCAAGUACAUCAUGUCCAUCUACGGACAGUGCAGUGAAGCAACCGCUGUUGUGAUGGAGUACAUGAGUAAUGGAUCCUUGAACAAUCUCCUAGCCAGCCACACUUUGAUGUGGCCAAAGAAGUUUCAGAUGAUUCAUGAGGCCUCCAUGGGUAUGAAUUUCCUUCACAGCAUGAAGCCUCCACUACUCCAUCUUAACCUCAAGACUUCCAAUAUCCUACUAGACGAUCACCUUCAUGUCAAGAUUUCAGAUUUUGGUUUAAUCUGUUGGGAGGAAGGCAUGAGCAAGAUGUUGUUCAUGGAGCGUCUGACAGCAAGAGGGAACAUAAGUUACGUUCCUCCAGAGACUUUCACUCAGUGCCUUGAUCCUCCAGGAACUACCUUUGAUGUUUACAGUUUUGGAAUUGUGAUGUGGGAGAUUUUGACCCAGCAGAAACCACAUGCAGGCUGCAGCGUGACCACAGUGCUCUUACAGGUGUCACAAGGUAAGAGACCCCACGUGGAGAUGAUACCUGAACCGAAGCCCCCCGAGUGUGAUCCGAUGGUCAGCAUCAUGAAACAGUGCUGGGACCAGGAUUACAGGAAGAGGCCACAGUUCUCAGACACUGUGAGGAAAACAGAGGCUCUGAGUGAAAUUAUGAAGAUCGCAGGACCGAUUCAGAAUGACAAAAAUGGUUACAAGAUCUCUUUGCCUGAGAUGCCUGGCUUUCCUUCAGAUAACCAGAAUGGCCAGGGUGGCAUUCUUUCUCUGCUAUCCAAAAAGGACUUUGGAAGUUUCAGGCAGUCUGUGAAAAAAGAGCAUGUAUACACACAGUUUUCAGGCAAAAAGAGUCUCCUUCACUACACGGUCGCCAGUGGUGAUUCGGAGAGUGUCGAGCAUGUCCUGAGUCUGGGUGCUGAAGUCAACUGCACGACUGCCAGAGGUUACACUCCUCUUAUUAUUGCUGCUCUGCACAGGUUUCAUGACAUCAUCUCUUUGUUACUGGAACAUGGUGCAGCUGCCACUCAAGGAGAUGAGGACAGGUGGACACCGCUCCAUUUUGCUGCUCAGAACGGCGAUGACAGGACUGUCCGUCUCCUUCUGGACAAAGGAGCUGUUGCAGAUGCCCAGGAAAAAACAGGUUGGAUGCCUCUACACCUGGCCUGCCAGAACGGCCAUGAGACAGUGGUGCGCCUGCUGCUUUCACGGAUGUCUCAGGAAGCUGUUGUAGAACGGGAGGAGGCACAGGGGAGGACACCGCUGCACCUCGCCUCCGCCUAUGGACAUCUGAAUAUUGCCAGGCUCCUUCUCGGUCAGGGAGCAGAUCCCAACGCUACUGACUGCUGUCUGUCCACUGCUCUUCAUUUAUCAGCUGAGCAAGGCCAUAACCGAGUAGUCAGAGAGUUGGUGAAGAAUGGGGCCAACACUGACAGUGCAGACAGCAGAGGAUACACUCCCCUUCACUUGGCUGCUCUGAAGGGUCAUACUGGCAUAUGCAGGCAGCUGUUGUCAAAUGGGGCCAGCCCGGACUUGAGGACCCUCCAAGGCUGGACCCCCAUGCACCUGGCUGCCAUGAGGGGACAUGAAGCUGCGGUGGGCCAGCUGGAGAGUCAGGGUGGUUGUGUGAAUGCAAGAGGUGAGAAUGGGUGGACUCCACUUCAUCUCGCCUGCCACCAGAGCGAGCCGGAAGUGGUGGCGAAGCUCCUGGCAGCCGAAGCCGACCCAAACUCCGCAGAGGACAGCGAGGGAUGGACCCCACUACAUGUCGCCUGCACCAGUGUCAGUUUCCCAAGUGUCCUCCACUUGAUAACACAUCAUGCAGAUGUCAACGCCCUAAACUCAAGGAAGGCGACACCUUUACACCUGGCUGCGCAGCAUGGCUGUGUGCCCAUUGUAAAAGCUCUGCUGCUUAAUGGGGCAGACAGGAAACUGCUGGAUUCCUCUGGAUCCACAGCUCUAAAUGUGGCCCAGCAGUGUGAAAAAUGUGAAAUAGUGCAACUACUGGAAAAGGGAUGUUAACUGUGAACCAGCAUGAAUGGAGGGAUUACAGUAAAAUGAAAACAUCUGUGACAGAGCUGGAAUAUUAUCCUCCUUUUGAGUGGGACUUUCAUUAAGAAGCUUAAAGCAAGAUAUUGAAGAUUUUAAAACAUACUGUAUUUAAAAAAGAAAGAAAGAUUUUUGCUCUCCCAAAUCCACAAAGACUCUUUGCUUCAUUAUCUUUUAGAAAAUGGAGUUUUUAUAUAUAUUUCACAAACCCUCCCUGUAGUUUGGAUUUUAGUCUUUUGCUAAUAAUUACUUUGCUACAAGUAAAGAGGUGCCACAGGAGAUCUUGCCAUUUAUGUCAAAUCAGGCCUUUCUAUUGAAAAUUAGAGUUAAACAUGGAAUUGAGCCAAUGCACAGGGCCGGAAUUGGGUGAAGUAGACUAUAAUGACAAAUAUAUUGAUUUUCCUAUUUCAAUCACCUUGCCCGCCUGCUUCUUUUGUGUGCUUUCGAGGUGGAUGGAAAAUGAGAGAAUUAAAGAGCCACAGUUAGGAUGACUUACGGAGGCAUUCAUUUGAUUAAACCUGUCAAACUUUAUGAAGGUAUUUCUAUAAUCCUCUGGCUGAAACACGGACGACAGAACUGCCACUGGUGCUUUGAACAGCGUCUAGUCAAAUCCCCUUGACUUUAAAUGCGUAUAUGUUAUAUGACAAGCCAAACUAAUUGAUAAUCAGUCAUUUUCUACAGACUGAAGGAAGCACUGCCCAGCUUGUGCCACACUCAUUUACCACAGUGACACCUUAUUAAAUGAAAAUGAAAUGCAUGAAUUCGGGAGCUGUAUUGACCUACACAUUAACAGGGUUUUUCCCCCGAACCACGAGAGACCAACUCUGAUGGAGGGGUAGGAACUGAAUCAAAUUACUGUAAAUGAACAGAGCGGAGUUAAACUGGACUCAGACUUGCUAAGGGAAUGUCUGCUGUGUCAUAUUUAAAUAGUUGUGUUAUUCUAAAUCCAUUUUGUACCCCUGUGAAUAUAUUAGGCAUCUGGUACUGUGUUAAGGUUGUCUCUCAGCCAUUUUUGAAUGUUUGUGUCAUGACAAUAUGAAACUAUCAGUGUUUUUCUAAUUCUUAGUGCAUUUAAAGUAUUGGAAAAAGGCAAUGCUUACUUUAUGUCUUGUCCUGUGUCUUUUCAUCUGACUGGUGCAAAAUAAAAACACACACUUAAACCAA